This is a messenger RNA of Morone saxatilis (striped sea-bass), 6159 nucleotides long. RefSeq names its product circadian locomoter output cycles protein kaput-like. Gene Ontology annotation, molecular function: protein dimerization activity; E-box binding; DNA-binding transcription factor activity, RNA polymerase II-specific. NCBI's taxonomy places the organism in Eukaryota, Metazoa, Chordata, Actinopteri, Moronidae. The record is from RefSeq and is a predicted model, not a curated record. Gene Ontology annotation, biological process: circadian regulation of gene expression; regulation of transcription by RNA polymerase II. Gene Ontology annotation, cellular component: cytoplasm; CLOCK-BMAL transcription complex; nucleus.
GUGAGGUGUGGCUCACACGAAGAUUUGUCAGUGCCUGGAAGGAUAGGAUCUGACACAGCUAGUUUUGCCUGCAAAGAGACAAUCUAGAAAGUUUGAUUGAACACCAUGUCUUUCCUGCCGUCCGGUGCCCUCUUAUGACCCCAAUGACCUCAACGUCAGUUUUGACCCCAAACCUUUCUACAGCCCUCGAGAAAAGACGAUAGCUGACCGUGUGCAUAAGCUGCAUUGGGGUGGUCUUCCAAAUGCCUACCUCACGCCUAAAGAGAAAAUCACUGCAACCACAGCCCUGAUCAGCAGCCACCAUGACAUCAAGCAUAGGGGAUGAUUGUAGCAUCUUUGAUGGGUUGAUGGAAGAAGAUGAAAAGGACAAAGCAAAACGUGUGUCCCGUAACAAAUCUGAGAAGAAACGGAGAGACCAGUUCAAUGUCCUCAUCAAGGAACUCGGCACGAUGUUGCCGGGCAACACAAGGAAGAUGGACAAGUCCACCAUCCUGCAGAAAAGCAUUGACUUCCUGUGUAAACACAAAGAGAUCGCAGCCCAGUCGGAGUCGAGCGAGAUCAGGCAGGACUGGAAACCUCCAUUUCUUAGCAAUGAGGAGUUCACCCAGCUCAUGCUGGAGGCUCUGGAUGGGUUCUUUAUAGCAAUAAUGACUGAUGGGAACAUCCUCUACGUCUCUGAGAGUGUCACCUCACUACUAGAACACCUCCCGACGGACUUGGUGGACCAGAACCUGUUAAACUUCCUGCCUGUUGGGGAACACUCCGAUGUGUAUAAGGCUCUGUCAACGCAUCCCACCGACCCAGAGAGCCUUAGCACUGAUUACCUAAAGACUAAGAACCACAUGGAGUUCUGCUGCCAUAUGCUGCGAGGGGCCAUCGACCCCAAAGAACCCCCUGUCUACGAAUAUGUUAAAUUCAUUGGCAACUUCAAGUCACUCAGCAAUGUUCCCAACAUGACGAGGAACGGGCUAGCAGGAGUGUUACAGCGGUCACUACAGCCUGCGUUCGAUGACCAGGUGUGCUUUGUAGCCACUGUUCGACUGGCCAAACCUCAAUUUAUUAAGGAGAUGUGUACAGUAGAGGAGCCAAAUGAAGAAUUCACCUCUAGGCACAGUCUAGAAUGGAAGUUCCUCUUUUUAGACCACAGAGCUCCACCAAUCAUCGGGUACCUGCCUUUCGAGGUUCUGGGGACAUCAGGGUACGACUAUUACCAUGUGGACGACCUGGAGACACUCGCCAAGUGUCACGAACACUUGAUGCAGUACGGUAAAGGGAAGUCUUGCUACUACCGUUUCCUGACUAAAGGUCAACAGUGGAUCUGGCUUCAGACGCACUACUACAUCACCUAUCACCAGUGGAACUCUAGGCCUGAAUUUAUUGUCUGCACACACACAGUAGUCAGCUAUGCAGAGGUGAGGGCAGAGCAGCGCAGAGAACUGGGCAUUGAGGAGUCCAACCCAGAAGUUACAGCAGAUAAGAGUCAGGACUCAGAAUCAGAAUCACAGCUGAACACGUCCAGCCUCAAGGAAGCUCUGGAGCGAUUUGACCGCAGCCGAACACCCUCAACCUCCUCACGCAGCUCCCGCAAGUCCUCAUCCCAUGUCUCUGACAACACUUGCACUUCAACAGCCUCGAAGCUACACAUGGACACGGCCACCCCCCCUCGGCAGUCACUGGCCUCCACCGUGGACAUGACAUCACAGCGUCGCUCAUCCAUCAGCAGCCAGUCUAUGAGCUCCCAGACCACAGGCCAGAGUGUAACACCAGGUUUGAUCGCUCAACAACAACAACAGCAACAGCAACAACAACAGCAGCAACAACAACAGCAGCAGCAACAGCAGCAGCAACAACAGCAACAACAACAGCAACAGCAACAACCACAGCAGCUACAGACAAACGUACAGCCGGUGAUGGAGUUCUCGGCGCAAGUGAAUGCUAUGCAGCAUCUAAAGGAGCAGCUGGAACAGAGGACAAGAUUGAUCCAGGCCAACAUCCAGCGGCAGCAGGACGAGCUGAGACACAUCCAAGAGCAGCUGCAGAGAGUCCAGGGACAAGGCAUACAGAUGUUGCUGCAGCAGCAGAGUGGAGCAAUGAAUGUGCAGCUCCCCCAGGUGGGGUCGGUCCAACAAGCAACUACUUUGACCAGUCAGGUCCAGCAAACAACAAUUAACCCCGUCCAUUCAGGAACUCAGCAGCUCACCAUCCAGCAGCAGGCACCACCCCCUCAACAGAACCUACAGCAGCAGACCAACGCCCUCACACAGCCCCAACGCCAGCCCCAGCAACCUUCGCAGGCUCAAGCCCAGACCCAGGGCUCUGUCUCUGCUCCACUAUACAACACUAUGAUGAUUUCCCAGCCAGGGCAACCCAACGUGCUGCAGAUCAGCACCAGCCUGCCGCAGAACAACACGCAGCAAGGCACCGCCGUGGCCACCUUCACACAGGACCGACAGAUCCGGUUCCCAGCAGGACAGCAGCUUAAGCUUGUGACCGCCCCAAUGCCGUGUGGAGCAGUCAUGGUGCCCACCUCCAUGUUCAUGGGGCAGGUGGUCACUGCGUACAACCCCUUUGGUGGUCAACAGCAGGGAGGGCAAACCCAGACCCUGACUCUCCAACCAGCCCAGCCACCCCAGGGUCAGCCCGACGGCCAAAACCAGACAACUGUAGUGGCGCAGAGUGGCCAGCAGGGGCAGCAGCAACAACAGCAGUUCCUACAGGGCACUCGUCUUCUCCACAGUAACCAGUCUACCCAGCUGAUUCUGCAGGCAGCUUUCCCUCUCCAGCAACAGGGCACCUUCACCCAGGCAACGCACCAACAGCAACCACAGCAACAACAACAACAACAACAGCAGCAGCAGCAGCAGCAGCAACAACAGCAACAGCAACAACAACAACAGCAGCAACAACAAUCUCACCACCAGAGGCACCAGCAGCAGCUGAAACCACAGCCCCAGAAACAGCAGAAAGCCCCGUCAUCGCACAGGACUGACAGUGUCAGCAGCCAACCUCAAUAAAGUCCGGAGGAAAACGUGUUAAGUCAGAAAACCUGGGGACCUGAAACUCGUAAGAGAUUGCUGCACACAUUUGCUUUGGUCGUGUGGCCAACAAACAAACUUCAUUUUCCGCGAAACUGUUGCCCUCCCUUCUUCCAUCUGAAAGAAAUAAAUCAUAGGAAAGAGGAAAGCCUGUGAGUCUGCAAGGGAACUCACCAAGGGCCGUUGCCAUGGCAACAGGAUGGAUUAUAAUCCCCUUUUCCCUCGUCGGAGGCGGAAUGGUGAGGGAGCUCUAGUCUCCGUGGAAACCCAACAGAAAUCCAGAGAACACCUUAUUGCCAUGGUAAUGACUUUUUUUUGGAAGGUGUGUCACAGUGGACUGACCUUGUACAAAUUUACUGUAUGAUAAAAAAAAAACUUGUAAAUAUCCUAUAUAGCCUAACAGGAAACAGAAAUGUAGUAUUUUAUAUGAUUGCAUGGAAAGAAUAACUGUAAGCUUUUAUUAGUCGCUUUUGAAAAAUGACUUUUUACUUUGUUCAAGUGUUUUCUGGUCAAAGACGGAGCAGUGACGUGCUCUUCUCCCACUCAGAACCCCUUCUCUCCCUCCCCUUCUCUUAAAAAAAAAAACAAAAGUCCAGAAUAAGGCUUUAAAGUUAUGUCAGUUUGUUUUUAAAAAAAUGGUUGGGCUUGGGUUUUUUUUUUGUGGAAGUUGUGUUUUUAAACACUGUCUCUGAGACAAAAAUGGCUGUUUUUAACUUUGUAAGUACACAUUAUGUUUGGCAAGAAACUAGAUUACAGUUUAACUGAAUUAUUCGCAGGAUGAUCACUGUACAUCUAACGGGUUUAGUGAUUCCAAGUGCCAAUAACAUAGUCAAUUAUGUUGUUUUUAUUUCGAGCAGACUAUUCAAAGGCGUAUAUAUAUUUUCCAACAAGAUAUUACCCCUAAUAAAGUUAAUGCGUGUGUAUAUAGUAGGGAUUAUUUUUUAACAGUCAGAGAGCCCUAUACGUAACAAACAGUAUAUCCUCAACCUCCUGAAACUUUAGCACUUGAUGUGGUUGUGUACAGUAAAUCACUGUCAAGACCUAGUCGUUUGUAAUCUGUGGUGUGAUUCUGUGAGAUAGAGUGUGUGUGUGUGUGUGUGUGUGUGUGUGUGUUUGGGAAUACAAUCUUUGUGUGCAUGAGUGGGCAUGAAGAGUGUCUGUGUUUGGUGUGUGUAUGUGUGUGUGUGCUUGUUGCCCCUUGUGUCUUACAAUAAUUGACUUAGUAAGGGUGAAGUUGAAGUUGCUGGAUGGUACUUGUAUUCUCAGGAAUGUGGAAAGUAUUUUGCUUCUGCCUCAGUCUGGAUCCAGACCAGGAAGGAUUAGACAGUGAUGCUGCAAAGACCAGAGCAACAAGUGUCAUGAAGGGUGUGGUGACUGACCUUAUUAAUACAGUGUGACGGGAGAAGUCUACAAAGAGAGUAAACGUGUGCUGUUCUUUUGUAAAGGGGAGGGCGGUUGUUGAGCUACGACGGAGUAGACUUCAUUAUACCAGCGAACCUUCAUUUCUACUAACGGUCUCAUGGUCUUCGGUCUCAUCAGUGUUUCAUCCUUCUUUCUCUUCCUAGGCCUCAGAAACCCUCAUGCAGUUCAGUUCACUCAUCUCUCAGUUCUCAAACAGCAGUUAAAACCAGGGCUGUGCCCGAGGCCAUUUCAGUUACAGGUGGAAAUGGGCUCAGCCCCUGUACUACAGUUGUAAGCCAUAUCAAACAGAAAAGCCUUGGAGUGGGGGAAGUGUAGUGGUUGGCAAAGGAGCAUUUAGAAUGUGUUGUUUUGUCUCUGAGUGUAGUAAAGACUGUGUGUGUAUGUGUGUGUGUGUGUGUGUGAUUUUAGCGUCUCCUCAUCUUGAUACUUCUUGUAUCACUCGGGGGUCAGUAUUGGUUUCCCCUGGCGAUAGCCAAUCAGUUCUUGCGUUGCAGUAUAAAGAAAUAAUUGUAAUAUUCAAGAAACUUCCUCUCCAGUUGGGCUCAGUAUUCUGCAAAGCCCGUGUGUGGGACAGCUCAACUUGAAUACAUGUUUGUGUGUGAGUGAGAGUUCGUGUGUGUGUUAACCGUCACUGUAACCCAUUAUAUUUUCAUAUGGAAACAGAUGUGUGACUGAAAAAGAAUGGAUGUUAGGCAAUGCAGAGCAUUGGUCAUGUGUCCGGCUAUAAAGAAUAUGGGCAGUGUUAUUGUUUUACAGUGACCGACUGCUCAAUAAACACUUAUCACGGCAACUACACAUCAGGCCAGUCCCAAAUGGUAACCCUCUGAGAUAAGGUUUUAAUUUAGAUUGGGAAAUUUGUGCAACAAAUCCUCUUCUUGUUCCUUGUCCACAGAUAAGGAAUAGAAGAGAAGAUUUACAGUGAGGGUGUUACUAUUUGAACCAGGUCCUCUAACCCAUCACAUAGCAAAUAUAGAUCCUCUAUAGACUAGUUUGUGUUUAAGGCAUCACUCUAAAGGGUAAUGUUGAAAUGUUUAUAGUUUGUGUCACUGAUACCCAGCCCAAAGAAUGUAAAGGUGUUUUAAAGAGACUAAUGGAUGUUUGGAUGUUGUAACUGUUGAUUAUGGAGAACCUUUUGACAGGCUUUGUGAUGAAGGAAAACGUGGGGUGUGAACGAAAAUCAUGUCUCUCACUGCAAGGAUCCACAUACAGAAUCUGAAAUACAAUCUCAUUUACAGGCUUUUGCAUUGUUAAAAGAACCUCUGAAUGUUUCACCAUGACAAACUUUUCAGAUUCAUCAACAACAACAUCUGGCUGGGAAAAAAAAAAGAAGAGUUUUAAAAGCUGUUGAAAGGUUUAGGUGUAGGAUAUUUGAAAUGGGAUAGCCCCCGGCCCCCUCCACAGAUACACAGAUCACCUUUCCACUACACAAUUUGGUUCUGAAGAGUCCUAGUUCUAGUAUAAUACUGUACACAAACACAAAGCUAAGAACACCAGUAUUCAGUGUAAAACGGUGCUAUGCUUACCUGUACUGUAUGUAUGUAUAUCCCUUCUUCUGCUCUUGAACUGUGCUCCUUUAUCUACCCCAAAGUCAAAUGUAAUAAUCAAUAUUUUGAAGCAAAAUGUUUGCUCUUAUUAUAACCCCGCCCCCUCUCCCCUCUUGGUCAAUUUGAAAAAUAAAAACAGUUGCAAAUAUUAUAUGUGA